UUAUAUACUCCUCCUUUUUUUGACACCUGUGUUGCUAGAAUUUGGCUGAUGCAAAAAAGAAAGGCAUUAAGGAUGAACUUCAGAAGCUUAUCUCCGAGUGGCCCAAGGAAGUUAUUAAGUACAGGAAAAGAGAGCAUCAAAAGCAUCGUCUUUAAAAUCCGAUAUCCUUGCCAUGGUUAGUCAACUGAACAUGGGACUUGAGGCAAGUCUACAUUUGGAAGACCUUAAGGGAUAAAUGCUUGUUCAAGGAUGAGCUUCAUACUGUGAUGAUUUUUCUGGGUCUUCUGUUAGGUCUUGAGUUCAAAGUUUCAGCAAUAGUCUCUUUUGUCUUUGUAUUUGUUUGCAAUUUCAUCUUUGGCUUUCUGCCUUAUGUCGACAACUUUGCAAGCAUUGGAGGUUUCGUAUCAAGGUUCCUUCUUGGAUCUGUACUUCUACCCAGCAGAAAGCUUGAAGUUUCGUAUCAUGAUUAUUCUUGGAUCUGUACUUCUUGCAAUUCAAUCUACCAGGGUAAAAAAGUGCUGAGUAAGAAGGCUAAAUUGGGUCUAGAAUUCAGUGAUUCCAAUGCCAGGUGGAAAUGGAAUGCAAGAAGUGGCACUGAGGGUAAAUAGUAAGUGUUCUAUAAAGUUAAGAUCAAAGGAACACAGGACACUCUCUUAGACAACACAGGAACACUCAUCUUUGGCAGUGCUAAAUCACUCCAUGAGGUAUACAUUAAUGACUAUGGCCUUGCGAAAAAGUAUAGGGAUCUUCUAAUCUGUUUGAUGCUUGCAGAUUAGCUGGUGAUAACAACGAAUAUCAAAGGAUAAAUAUUUAAGACUUUUAUGUAAUUAGAUAAUAUUGAAAUAUUGAAGUUGUUAUUUUAUUUUAUUUUUUAAAGAAAAACAAUAAUAGUUAUGUAGAAC
Molecule: messenger RNA, 902 nt
Organism: Arachis duranensis
Lineage: Eukaryota; Viridiplantae; Streptophyta; Magnoliopsida; Fabales; Fabaceae
Exons: 6
Coding region: 267-608 (113 amino acids)
Biological process (GO): proteolysis
Cellular component (GO): membrane
Molecular function (GO): serine-type endopeptidase activity
Source: RefSeq, a predicted model, not a curated record